AGCGCGAGCCCCGCCGCCGCCGAGCAUGGACGACCCCGACUGCGACUCCACCUGGGAGGAGGACGAGGAGGAUGCGGAGGACGCGGAGGACGAGGACUGCGAGGACGGCGAGGCCGCCGGCGCGAGGGACGCGGACGCAGGGGACGAGGACGAGGAGUCGGAGGAGCCGCGGGCGGCGCGGCCCAGCUCGUUCCAGUCCAGAAUGACAGGGUCCAGAAACUGGCGAGCCACGAGGGACAUGUGUAGGUAUCGGCACAACUAUCCGGAUCUGGUGGAACGAGACUGCAAUGGGGACACGCCAAACCUGAGUUUCUACAGAAAUGAGAUCCGCUUCCUGCCCAACGGCUGUUUCAUUGAGGACAUUCUUCAGAACUGGACGGACAACUAUGACCUCCUUGAGGACAAUCACUCCUACAUCCAGUGGCUGUUUCCUCUGCGAGAACCAGGAGUGAACUGGCAUGCCAAGCCCCUCACGCUCAGGGAGGUCGAGGUGUUUAAAAGCUCCCAGGAGAUCCAGGAGCGGCUUGUCCGGGCCUACGAGCUCAUGCUGGGCUUCUACGGGAUCCGGCUGGAGGACCGAGGCACGGGCACGGUGGGCCGAGCACAGAACUACCAGAAGCGCUUCCAGAACCUGAACUGGCGCAGCCACAACAACCUCCGCAUCACACGCAUCCUCAAGUCGCUGGGUGAGCUGGGCCUCGAGCACUUCCAGGCGCCGCUGGUCCGCUUCUUCCUGGAGGAGACGCUGGUGCGGCGGGAGCUGCCGGGGGUGCGGCAGAGUGCCCUGGACUACUUCAUGUUCGCCGUGCGCUGCCGACACCAGCGCCGCCAGCUGGUGCACUUCGCCUGGGAGCACUUCCGGCCCCGCUGCAAGUUCGUCUGGGGGCCCCAAGACAAGCUGCGGAGGUUCAAGCCCAGCUCUCUGCCCCAUCCGCUCGAGGGCUCCAGGAAGGUGGAGGAGGAAGGAAGCCCCGGGGACCCCGACCACGAGGCCAGCACCCAGGGUCGGACCUGUGGGCCAGAGCAUAGCAAGGGUGGGGGCAGGGUGGACGAGGGGCCCCAGCCACGGAGCGUGGAGCCCCAGGAUGCGGGACCCCUGGAGAGGAGCCAGGGGGAUGAGGCAGGGGGCCACGGGGAAGAUAGGCCGGAGCCCUUAAGCCCCAAAGAGAGCAAGAAGAGGAAGCUGGAGCUGAGCCGGCGGGAGCAGCCGCCCACAGAGCCAGGCCCUCAGAGUGCCUCAGAGGUGGAGAAGAUCGCUCUGAAUUUGGAGGGGUGUGCCCUCAGCCAGGGCAGCCUCAGGACGGGGACCCAGGAAGUGGGCGGUCAGGACCCUGGGGAGGCAGUGCAGCCCUGCCGCCAACCCCUGGGAGCCAGGGUGGCCGACAAGGUGAGGAAGCGGAGGAAGGUGGAUGAGGGUGCUGGGGACAGUGCUGCGGUGGCCAGUGGUGGUGCCCAGACCUUGGCCCUUGCCGGGUCCCCUGCCCCAUCGGGGCACCCCAAGGCUGGACACAGUGAGAACGGGGUUGAGGAGGACACAGAAGGUCGAACGGGGCCCAAAGAAGGUACCCCUGGGAGCCCAUCGGAGACCCCAGGCCCCAGCCCAGCAGGACCUGCAGGGGACGAGCCAGCCGAGAGCCCAUCGGAGACCCCAGGCCCCCGCCCAGCAGGACCUGCAGGGGACGAGCCAGCCGAGAGCCCAUCGGAGACCCCAGGCCCCCGCCCGGCAGGACCUGCAGGGGACGAGCCAGCCGAGAGCCCAUCGGAGACCCCAGGCCCCAGCCCGGCAGGACCUACAAGGGAUGAGCCAGCCGAGAGCCCAUCGGAGACCCCAGGCCCCCGCCCGGCAGGACCUGCAGGGGACGAGCCAGCCGAGAGCCCAUCGGAGACCCCAGGCCCCCGCCCGGCAGGACCUGCAGGGGACGAGCCAGCCGAGAGCCCAUCGGAGACCCCAGGCCCCAGCCCGGCAGGACCUACAAGGGAUGAGCCAGCCAAGGCGGGGGAGGCAGCAGAGUUGCAGGACGCAGAGGUGGAGUCUUCUGCCAAGUCUGGGAAGCCUUAAGGAAAGGAGUGCCCGUCGGCGUCUUGGUCCUCCUGUCCCUGCUGCAGGGGCUGGGGCCUCCGGAGCUGCUGCGGGCUCCCCUCAGGCUCUGCUUCGUGACCCGUGACCCAUGACCCACAGUGCUGGCCUCCUGUGGGGCCACUAUAGCAGCCACCAGAAGCCGCGAGGCCCUCAGGGAAGCCCAAGGCCUGCAGAAGCCUCCUGGCCUGGCUGUGUCUUCCCCACCCAGCUCUCCCCUGCGCCCCUGUCUUUGUAAAUUGACCCUUCUGGAGUGGGGGGCGGCGGGCAGGGCUGCUUUUCUUAGUCUGAUACCAAGCAAGGCCUUUUCUGAAUAAAUUCAUUUGACUUUGA
Homo sapiens (human) is the source of this 2410-nucleotide messenger RNA. It is a transcript of the gene OGFR, whose product is annotated as opioid growth factor receptor. Gene Ontology annotation, molecular function: opioid growth factor receptor activity; signaling receptor activity. Lineage: Eukaryota; Metazoa; Chordata; Mammalia; Primates; Hominidae. The coding region runs from base 26 to 2059 and encodes 677 amino acids. The record is from RefSeq and is marked reviewed. Gene Ontology annotation, cellular component: nucleus; membrane; cytoplasm. The transcript is spliced from 7 exons.